GAAGUGACGCGGACGUCAAUAAGAAGCAGACAUAAGCAACAGUGUGUAACGCAGCACAGUUCAUCCCUCUUUUAAUCUUUUAAAACAAAAAAAAUACGACAUGUCUUCGGACUUUGAAGCGUACGAGCAGGACUUUGGCACCCUCACCGCGGAAAUAACCAACAAAAUUGGAAGAAUACCCAAACUAGCCGGUGAGGAGAAGACACAGCUGGUUCUAAAUGUCGACAAACAGCUUGAAGAAGUCAGAGAGUUGCUCGAGCAGAUGGACCUGGAGAUUCGAGAGAUCCCUAUUCAGAGCCGAGGCAUGUACAACAGCCGUCUGAAGAGCUACAAGCAAGAGAUGGAAAAACUUGAGAAAGAUUUUAAAAGGUCACGUAUUGCCUACAGUGAUGAGGUGCGGAACGAGCUCCUAGGGGAUGGUGCGAGCUCCUCAGAGAGUCAGUUGAUAAAGUUACGUGAAGAGAGAGCACAUCUGUUGGACAACACAGAGAGGCUGGAAAGGUCAUCUCGGAGGCUGGAAGCUGGCUACCAGAUAGCGGUGGAAACCGAGCAAGUGGGACAGGAGAUCCUCACCAACCUUCACAUUGACCGCGAGAAGAUUCAGAGAUCCCGCGAUCGGCUGAGAGAGACGGACGCCAACUUGGGCAAGAGCUCUCGGAUCCUGACCGGCAUGCUGAGAAGGUAAGAGGAAGGAUCAUUCAGAAUCGUAUCCUGGUCUUCAUCCUGGGUGCCAUCCUCCUCCUCACCAUCGUCUUGGCCAUCUAUUUUAAUUUGCGAGGGCAGUGAUCUCCACUGACUGGCCCUAUGCGUGCAUGUGUGAGUGUGUACAAGCGUGUGUGUAAGAUUAAUAGUGACAAAAGCGUUGGGCUGGAGUAAUUAGGACAAAUUGUUCACAUGAAUCAUUCCUGGUGGGCAGUGACAGGGGGCCUCUCCUCGCUGCUCUCGAGCGGAGCGGGACCGUUCUCACCCUCUCUCCCCUUAUAUUUAUGCUGCGUCCAUUACUUUUAAAACUUACUGACCCCUAGACAAACCCAACACGGAUGUGUGGACAAGAGGACAAUGAUGAGGACAUCAGAUGGAUGAAGAACGUGAAGACGAACAUCAGCUUAUGUCAUAACCUGCAGUUUAAUGUUUAGUUUUCUUUUUCUCUAAAGCUACUAGUAAAAUCCCAUCCAUCAGGUGUAUGUGUGUGUGUGUGUGUGUGAGCUGAACACAAGGCAGGCCCAUGGUGCAGUACCAUUUAGCACAUGGUGCAGAAUCACACACUACACACAGCCCAAAGGUCACGCGCCCGUCUCUCAGUCCCCCUUCAUCCAGGAUUAGUAGCUUCUCACGCUGUUCCUCUAAGGUCAGCAAAGACCUCGCAUGUGUUUAGUUAAACCAGCAGGACUGCUUUGAACAAGAAAACAUCCAUGUCCACUUUUACCUUUACUAAUCAAAUCUGACAGCAUGAUAGUAACUGUAGUCUGUCGUACUAAUAAGAAAUGUUUCUUGUAUUUAUUUGUCGUUUCAGAUGAAUUGUGAUGUAUUGUUAUGUUUUAUUUUUUUGCUGUAACUUUCUUUCGAUUUAUCUGGAAUUUGUUUUAACCAUUAGUACUUGACAUUAAAAUUAUAUCAAUUGUCUCUACUGUACAAUGCUGUUGCAAAUGUGCUUUAUUGUUCCUAUAGGGGGAC
Molecule: messenger RNA, 1674 nt
Organism: Carassius auratus (goldfish)
Lineage: Eukaryota; Metazoa; Chordata; Actinopteri; Cypriniformes; Cyprinidae
Product: vesicle transport through interaction with t-SNAREs homolog 1A
Exons: 9
Coding region: 101-685 (194 amino acids)
Biological process (GO): intra-Golgi vesicle-mediated transport; intracellular protein transport; vesicle fusion with Golgi apparatus
Cellular component (GO): SNARE complex; ER to Golgi transport vesicle membrane; endoplasmic reticulum membrane
Molecular function (GO): SNARE binding; SNAP receptor activity
Source: RefSeq, a predicted model, not a curated record